Molecule: messenger RNA, 1027 nt
Organism: Carassius carassius (crucian carp)
Lineage: Eukaryota; Metazoa; Chordata; Actinopteri; Cypriniformes; Cyprinidae
Exons: 4
Coding region: 19-975 (318 amino acids)
Source: RefSeq, a predicted model, not a curated record
CCCCUUCAUGCUAAGAUCAUGUCCUGUAGGGAGUUUCUCAGAAUGAUGAAGAAAAAGGGAAGAGCAGCCUACGACCGCUUGGAUGAGAGGAUGGUGGCAUCAAAGGCGAGGUCUGGACUCAAACAAUACAUGAAGAACAAACCCACUAAAUGGGGCUACAAGCUUUUUGUCUUGGCAGACUCACUAAGUGGUUACAACUUUGCGUUCUUCAUGUAUGAGGUCCCAUACUUCUCAGGGACCUCCAUCUCUAAGAGGAUUUGGGCAUGUGGUACCAUUCGUCCAAACAGGAUCAGUUUCCCAAAGACAACCAUCAACAGAUUGCCGCGGAAUUCUCCACAAGGGUCCAUACAAUGGCUCAGAGAGGAAGGGCUGCUGUUGGUGGAAUGGAAAGACACCCAGGAAGUACUGAUGUGUUCUACAUUCCACAGAGUAUAUGCAGGUGACACAGUGCAAAAGAGGGUGAAGGACAAUGAUGGGCAGUGGUCCCAAGUGCAUGUACCUAUUCCAGGUGCUGUGCUGGACUACCAACAGGUUCAUGGGGGGAGUGGACCUGCCCGAUGCCCUCAUUGGAUAAUACAAAGUGCUCCACAAGACACGGAAAUGGUAUCGGACCUUCUUUUACCACUUUGUAGAUAUGGCUGUUGUCAAUGCCUUCAUUUUGCCUCAGCAUCUGGCCGGAGUAAAGAAGGAAAGACCCCUGACCCAGAAAGCAUUCAGGGAAACACUUGUUCUGGAACUUGCAGGCUUGGAAUGAGGCACAGCUGCUCCUCAGGCUUCAAAAGUCGACUGCCACAAUCCAAAGACGACAGCACUGUUGGAUGGAGAAAGUGCAAGCUUUGCCAUCAGAAGACACCAGUCAUGUGUGAAACCUGUGAGGUGUCACUGUGUCUUCUGCCAAAAUGGGACUGUUACAAUGUCUGGCAUGAGCAGGUGGCUUUGUUUUCCUGUUGGUUAGAAGACAAACCUUCUCAGUGACUGCCUUGAGUGUGUUCCUAUGCUUUGUAAACGUUGCUUUGGUUCUUCAGUA